This is a messenger RNA of Lolium rigidum, 1520 nucleotides long. RefSeq names its product monoacylglycerol lipase. Gene Ontology annotation, cellular component: membrane. Lineage: Eukaryota; Viridiplantae; Streptophyta; Magnoliopsida; Poales; Poaceae. The transcript is spliced from 7 exons. The coding region runs from base 70 to 1227 and encodes 385 amino acids. Gene Ontology annotation, molecular function: lipase activity. The record is from RefSeq and is a predicted model, not a curated record.
AGAAAAAGUAAAAAAGACAACACAAAAACCAGCAGAGAACGAGGAGAAGAGGAGAGGAGGAGAAGGGCGAUGGAGAUGGGCGGCGAGGAGAUGAUGAUGACGUCGGGCGCCACGAGCCGGAUCGUGCCGGUCUUCCGCUCCGUGCUGUCCCGCCGCGCGCUGCUCCGCCUCGCCGUCGCGCUCCACUCGCUCUUCCUCUGGCUCCUCCUCCUCGUCAGCCGCCGCCGCCGCAGCCCCGACGCCGCCGAGCCCCGCCUCGGCAAGGCCAGGACCCGCCGCAGGGCCGCCGAGGAGGAGGACGUGCGCCGGCGCCGGGCCCUCGCGGAGGAGGUGCCCAUGGUCGAGGACGACGACGCGGAAGGGAGGACGUGCGGCACCUUCGUCAUCGCCGGGGCCCGGAGGAACGCGCUCUUCUGCCGCGUCUGGAAGCCGGCCGCCGCCGCCGAGAUGAGGGGCAUUUUGCUAAUCGUACAUGGGCUCAAUGAGCACAGUGGAAGAUAUUUGCAUUUUGCCGAGCAGCUGACAGCAUGUGGGUUUGGAGUAUAUGCAAUGGAUUGGAUAGGCCACGGUGGCAGCGAUGGUCUGCACGGUUAUGUGCCUUCACUAGAUUAUGUUAUAGAAGACAUGGAAGUACUUCUCGAAAAAAUUAUGCUGGAGGCUCCAGGGGUCCCUUGUUUUCUGCUCGGUCACUCCACUGGUGGAGCUGUUGUGUUAAAGGCAUCGCUGUAUGCUCAUAUUAGAGCCAGACUGGAAGGGAUCAUCCUGACUUCACCAGCUGUGCGUGUAAAACCAGCGCAUCCAAUAGUUGGGGCUGUGGCACCAAUAUUCUCUCUGAUAGCACCGAAGUUCCAAUUCAAGGGAGCCAACAAGCGGGGCAUCCCUGUCUCUCGCGACCCUGCUGCACUGCUAGCGAAAUACUCCGACCCGCUGGUGUACACCGGGCCGAUCAGGGUCCGGACAGGCCAUGAGAUACUGCGCAUUUCCUCCUUCCUGCUGCACAACCUGAAGAAAGUCACGGUCCCGUUCAUGGUCCUGCACGGGACUGCGGACCGCGUGACAGAUCCGUUGGCGUCUCAGGACCUCUACAACGAGGCCGCGUCCAGGCACAAGGACAUGAGGCUGUACGAGGGGUUCCUCCACGACCUGCUCUUCGAGCCCGAGCGCGAUGAGAUCGCAGCGGACAUCAUCGAGUGGAUGGACCGAACGCUCGCGCUGCAAUCUGUGUAAAGAUUAGUUUUCUGAAGAUGAGGGUGAAGAUAAAAUCAUGUGGUGAUUACUCAGAUCACGGCCAUGGGAUUGCAGUCGUGGGCUCAUGGCAUGAUGGCUUUGAUCUCAUUCUUGAUGCAUGAUGGUAUUUUCUGAGAUUGAUCUGCUGUUGGAUGUUGUGAUCCUCAUCUCACAUGCUGCCGUUGCAGGCCAAUGAAAUGGAAAAGUUAGUGAUUUAUGCUUUGUAUAAAACUCUAUCUAUGAUGAUAAAUAAAGGGGCAAAAAAAGAAGAACGCGUACUGCUGGCCUGCAAA